Ricinus communis (castor bean) is the source of this 1635-nucleotide messenger RNA. Its product is annotated as lipase. Gene Ontology annotation, biological process: lipid metabolic process. Bases 213 to 1286 code for a protein of 357 amino acids. NCBI's taxonomy places the organism in Eukaryota, Viridiplantae, Streptophyta, Magnoliopsida, Malpighiales, Euphorbiaceae. The transcript has 11 exons. The record is from RefSeq and is a predicted model, not a curated record.
AAUCAAUAAAUCAAAUAAAAUCAAUUAAAUUAAUCUUUUCGUUUCCCUCUUCUCCUUCUUGUUUUCGACAUUGCAUCAAUUAUUAAUCAAUCCGCAGUACAUAAAGAAGACUCGAGAACGACCGUUGCGAAAACCUAUACGUCGUCGUUUAGCCACCGCCACGACGGUACAGAAUCGGAGCCUAGUACCUUUGGUGCUUGCAGUAGCAGAAUAUGAGGCAUACAAGGCCAUUAUUGCUACUGGCAAUUUUUGUAUGUCUAUUUGCUCUAUCUUGUGGCAGAGAACUCAAGAUCAAGUACAAGCACAAAGGUCAUCAUCUCCCUGUUUACAAUCACACUCUGGCCACAAUAUUGGUGGAAUAUGCUUCUGCAGUGUAUAUGUCAGAUUUGACAGAGUUGUUUACUUGGACAUGCUCGAGAUGUGAUGAUUUGACUGAGGGAUUUGAGAUUAUAGAGCUGAUUGUUGACAUUGAGCACUGCUUACAGGCAUUUGUUGGUGUGGCAAAGAACCUUAAUGCUGUGGUUAUUGCCUUUCGAGGAACUCAGGAACAUAGCAUACAGAACUGGGUUGAAGACUUAUUCUGGAAACAGCUUGAUCUAAAUUAUCCUGGCAUGCCUGAUGCAAUGGUGCACCAUGGAUUUUAUUCUGCUUACCAUAACACAACAUUACGCCCUGGAAUUCUAAAUGCUGUUAAAAGAGCAAAGGAUUAUUAUGGAGAUCUUGACAUAAUGGUGACAGGGCAUUCGAUGGGAGGGGCUAUGGCUGCCUUUUGUGCACUUGAUCUAACAGUUAACCAUGAGCCCAAGAAUGUUAUGGUUAUGACAUUUGGACAACCUCGCAUUGGCAAUGCUGCCUUUUCAUUUUACUACAGACAGCAUGUGCCUAAUACAAUCCGGGUCACACACGAGCAUGAUAUUGUGCCUCAUUUGCCUCCAUACUAUAGCUAUUUCCCUCAAAAGACAUACCACCACUUCCCUAGAGAGGUGUGGCUGUAUAAUAUUGGAGUGGGAAGUCUGGUUUACAGAGUGGAGAAGGUCUGUGAUGGCACCGGUGAGGAUCCAGAUUGUAGCAGGUCAGUGAGUGGUACCAGCGUUUCAGAUCAUUUACAUUAUUAUGGUGUUGACUUAAUGGGAACGACAUGGAGAUCUUGUGGAAUUGUGAUGGAUUCUCAUGUGAAGGAAUAUGGCAAAACAGAUAUCAAAGGAAAUAUUGUUUUGUCCAGAGAUGUCGCUUCUCCUAUUCUAAAAUUGAAAACAGAAAGGAAUGGUGGGAGGAACGAGGUUUAGAAAGCAAUUGGCACCAUAACAUGAUUUCUAUUCGUGGGUUUUCUCUCCAACUGAGAGAGUAUCUCCAUUAUCCAUUUGGAGCCCUUCCGAAAAGGUUUAGCUGGUAAAUAUUGUUCUGGGCCUGAAUGGGAAAAGAAUGUGUAUAUAGAUGAACCCCGUAAAUUUUCAACCUUGUUAAUAUGAUGCCAUGUUCGUCUUUAACGUAGGAUUCCAAAUACUGCUGUAAGUUGUGAAAUUCUUAAAUUUUGUUGGAGGGAUCGGCUUCAUUGGUGCCCCUUCUGGAUUUGGCAAAAAUUAUUUAAAUUCAAAUCAAUUUAUUUAAUGCCCUUGGAACUGGGUUCUUAGACUA